UCUCUUUUUACCAUCUCUUUUACCGCCGCUGCCCACUAUAGCUCGCACCUCCACCGCCAAACUCAGCCAUCGUUUCCCUCGUGAGUCGUGACGGAGCUGCACGCCAUCGCCGCCGCUGUGGUUCGUAACCGGAAUGAACACCCUCACGUAGACCUCUUCCCUGUAGAAUCAUCGUGUAUAUCUUCAACAUCUCCGCCGCCGAAGUUCGUAACCAAUGUUCUAUGCAUUCUCUUCUCAAACUUCUCCCAACCUGCAAACUCAAACCGUCGCAUCAUCAUCGAUGGCUUCACCAUUCUCUUCCAACUGCUUCACCUUCUCUCCAAUCGACAACAUCACGUGACUUCCACAACAACCAAAACGUUCCCGACAUUGAAGCUUUCUUCCAUUCCUGCACCAACAUUGAAGCCGCUAAGCAGCUUCACGCUCGUCUUGUAGUACUGGGUCAAGCUCAAAAUGUCAUUCACUCUACCAAGCUUAUCAAUCUAUAUGCAGCACUUGGGUAUGUCUCAUUGUCUCGCUGCACCUUUAACCAUACUCAGAAGAAGAAUAUUUAUUCAUGGAACUCGAUCAUAGCUGCUUCUACUCGAUGUGGACGAUACCAUGAAGCCAUGAAUUAUGUCAAUGAGCUUUUGUCAAUGUCUUGUUUAAGGCCUGAUUUCUACACUUUUCCACCUGUUUUGAAAGCUUGUGUGUGUUUACCUGAUGGGAAGAAGAUACAUUGCUGGGUUUUCAAGAUGGGUUUUGAGCAUGAUGUCUUUGUUGCUGCUUCAUUGAUUCAUUUUUAUUCGCGUUUCGGUGAUACGGAUGUUGCCCACCAGCUGUUUGUUGAUAUGCCGGUUCGAGAUGUGGGUUCGUGGAAUGCGAUGAUUUCGGGGUUUUGUCAGAAUGGGAAUGCGGCCGGUGCGUUGCGUGUGUUGAAUAGUAUGAAAGAUGAGGGAGUGAAGAUGGAUACGAUCACAGUGACAAGUGUGCUUCCCAUUUGUGCACAAUCGGAGGAUAUUAUUAGUGGGCUGUUGAUUCAUUUGUAUGUUAUAAAGCAUGGGCUGGAAAGAGAUGUGUUUGUUUCUAAUGCUUUGAUCAAUAUGUAUUCAAAGUUUGGCAGGUUGCAGGAUGCGCAAAGGGUUUUUGAUCACAUGAGUGUGAGGGAUCUGGUAUCUUGGAAUUCUAUAGUUGCUGCAUAUGAGCAAAAUAAUGAUCCAACUACUGCACUCGGAUUCUUUAAAGAGAUGCAACUUGUUGGAAUACGGCCUGACUUGGUGACGGUUGUGAGUUUGGCCUCGAUUUUUGGUCAAUUAAGUGAUCAAAGGGUGAGCAGAUCUCUUCAUGGAUUUGUUGUGAGACGUGGAUGGCUUGAGGAGGAUGUUCAGAUUGGCAAUGCACUUGUGAAUAUGUAUGCGAAAUUGGGUGCCAUGAAUUUCGCACGAACAGUUUUUGAACAGCUUCCCAUCAAAGAUGUAAUUUCAUGGAACACGCUGAUCUCAGGUUAUGGUCAAAAUGGUCUUGCAAGUGAGGCAAUUGAUGCUUACAACAUGAUGGAAGAGAGUACAAAGAUAAUCCCAAACCAUGGAACUUGGGUGAGCAUUCUCCCGGCAUAUUCCACCGUUGGAGCUUUGCCACAAGGGAUGAAAAUUCAUGGGAGGCUAAUCAAGAAUUCUCACUCCCUGGAUGUAUUUGUGGCUACCUGCCUGAUUGACAUGUAUGGAAAAUGUGGUAGGUUAGAUGAUGCAAUGUCCUUAUUCAAUGAAAUUCCACGGGAAACUUCAGUUACUUGGAAUACCAUGAUAUCUUCUCUUGGUAUUCAUGGGCGUGGAGAAGAAGCUAUGCGGCUAUUCAAGAAUAUGCGAGCUGAAGGGGUAAAGGCAGAUCAUAUUACCUUUGUAUCUUUGUUGUCAGCCUGUAGCCAUUCAGGUUUAGUUGAUGAAGGCCAACACUGCUUUGAUAUUAUGCAGAAAGAGUAUGGGGUCAUGCCUACUUUGAAGCAUUAUGGCUGCAUAGUGGAUAUACUUGGCAGAGCUGGGUAUUUGGAGAAGGCAUAUAAUUUAGUGAGCAAUAUGCCUCUACAGGCUGAUGCAUCCAUCUGGGGUGCUCUUCUUGCUGCUUGUAGAAUACAUGGAAAUGCAGAAUUGGGUGCCAUUGCUUCAGAUCGCUUGUUGGAAGUUGAUUCUGAGAAUGUUGGCUACUAUGUUUUGUUAUCAAAUAUAUAUGCAAAUGUUGGAAAAUGGGAAGGAGUAGUUAAAGUGAGAUCAUUGGCCCGAAAUCGAGGACUGAGGAAGACUCCUGGAUGGAGUUCUGUUGUUGUUGGCAGUUUAGUUGAAGUCUUUUAUACUGGGAACCAAACACAUCCACAGUGGAUAGAGAUAUACGAGGAGUUAAGGGUUUUGAAUGCCAAAAUGAAGAGUCUUGGUUAUAUUCCAGACUUCAGUUUUGUCUUACAAGAUGUUGAGGAGGAUGAAAAAGAGCAGAUUUUGACAAGUCACAGUGAGAGAUUGGCCAUUGCAUAUGGAAUUAUCAGCACCCCACCAAAAACUCCCAUAAGAAUAUUUAAAAACUUGCGUGUCUGUGGUGAUUGUCAUAAUGCAACUAAGUACAUAUCUAGAAUUACUGAGAGGGAUAUUGUUGUGAGGGAUUCAUAUCGUUUCCAUCAUUUUAAAGAUGGGAUUUGCUCAUGUGGUGAUUACUGGUGACAGUCACUUAAUUAUGAAAACUUGAAAAGUUUUCCCUAGCCCAACACAGAAGGUGUAUUCUUAUCCUAGCAAGUUUCUAAUUAGUUUAAAAGAAAUGUUGGACACAGCUUUUUUACAAGUAGUUUGUUGGUGAUCAACACAGAAAUAUAUCCUGAGAAGGAAGUAUAUGAUAAUGGCAUUGUUUACUUUUUCAGGGAUUUGAUGAAUGAGGUUAUCUUUGACAUAAUCACUGAUGUCUUGCAAAGUCAGGACAAGAAGCUUGUGCUUCCUAGAACAGAUAUCCCCAUUCUCUUUUUUAAUCAGGACCCUUUUCUUCUACGGUCCUAUGAUGUUCGGCAGGAAGGAAUUACACUUCUUGGACUGUUGGAUUAUAAUUGCGAGCAAACAAAAAACAAACUAGUUUCAACAGCAAUGAAUGGCAGGGAC
Lotus japonicus is the source of this 3110-nucleotide messenger RNA. Its product is annotated as pentatricopeptide repeat-containing protein At4g33990. NCBI's taxonomy places the organism in Eukaryota, Viridiplantae, Streptophyta, Magnoliopsida, Fabales, Fabaceae. The coding region runs from base 222 to 2684 and encodes 820 amino acids. Gene Ontology annotation, biological process: RNA modification. The record is from RefSeq and is a predicted model, not a curated record. Gene Ontology annotation, molecular function: RNA binding; zinc ion binding; protein binding. The transcript is spliced from 5 exons.